This is a messenger RNA of Ficedula albicollis (Collared flycatcher), 2026 nucleotides long. It is a transcript of the gene IST1, whose product is annotated as IST1, ESCRT-III associated factor. Gene Ontology annotation, biological process: protein transport. Bases 216 to 1313 code for a protein of 365 amino acids. NCBI's taxonomy places the organism in Eukaryota, Metazoa, Chordata, Aves, Passeriformes, Muscicapidae. The record is from RefSeq and is a predicted model, not a curated record. The transcript has 13 exons.
GUUAGCGGCAGCGGGCCGGGACAGCGCCCGCCGCGCCAGCCGGACUGUGCCCCGCAUUGGGGUGCGGAGAGUGCCGGACUGGGUGCGGGGAGUGCCGGCUGUGAGGAUCACUCCGCACGCGAUGAAGGCUUGCGGACGCCGCGCGCCAUUUUGGGUGGCGGAGAGCUGCGGAGCGGCGGGAGCUGAGCGGAGCCGUGGGACGGAAAGUGUUAAUCAUGUUGGGCUCUGGGUUCAAGGCGGAGCGCUUGCGAGUCAAUCUGCGCCUCGUCAUCAAUCGCCUCAAACUACUGGAGAAAAAAAAGACUGAGUUGGCCCAGAAGGCAAGGAAGGAGAUUGCAGAUUACCUGGCAGCUGGAAAAGAUGAGCGUGCCAGGAUUCGUGUGGAGCACAUCAUCCGUGAAGAUUACCUUGUGGAGGCCAUGGAGAUCCUGGAGCUGUACUGUGAUCUACUGCUCGCCCGCUUUGGCUUGAUCCAGUCCAUGAAGGAGCUGGACUCUGGCCUGGCAGAGGCAGUAUCGACACUGAUUUGGGCUGCACCACGCCUCCAGUCGGAAGUGGCUGAGUUGAAGAUUGUUGCUGAUCAAUUGUGUGCUAAGUACAGCAAGGAGUAUGGGAAGCUGUGCCGGACAAACCAGAUUGGGACAGUCAAUGACAGGCUGAUGCACAAGCUGAGUGUGGAAGCACCACCCAAGAUCCUGGUGGAGAGAUACCUCAUCGAGAUUGCAAAAAACUACAAUGUACCCUAUGAGCCUGACUCAGUGGUGAUGGCUGAAGCCCCGGCAGGUGGAGAGGCAGAUCUGAUUGAUGUGGGCUUCACGGAUGAUGUGAAGAAGGGUGGCCAUGGAGGGGGCGGAGGUGGUGGAUUUACAGCCCCAAUGAUGGGUCAUGAUGGGUUAGUACCCGUGCCUGUGAUGAUGCCUAUGCCCAUGCCAACAACAAAUCCACCCUUCUCCUAUCCACCUCCGAAGGGACCGGAGAACUUCAGUGGCCUGCCAGUGGGGACCUACCAGCCUUUCACUAACAUCCACCCACCACCAAUUCCGGCAAACCCACCCACGUAUGAGUCCAUUGAUGAGCCUAACACUGAGAAGGAUCCUGCUGCGUUAGUGCCUGGGCCUGAGCCUAAGCCAGAAGCUUCUCCUAAACCAAGAGCUGGAGCUCCUAAUACUGUUGAUAACUUUGUGCUGCCUGAAUUGCCUUCUGUGCCAGACACGCUGCCAACAGCAUCUGCUGGCGCCAACUCUUCUGCCUCAGAAGACAUUGACUUUGAUGAUCUUUCUCGGAGAUUUGAGGAGCUGAAGAAGAAAACGUAAAGUUUCCUGGGCUGCAGGGGAAGGAGCUGUGACAUCUCUCUGAAACAGACUCCCUUUGAAAUUGGUUUCCUGUAUUAACCUCCAAUGAACGUGCUCUUCUUUUUGAACUCUCUUCCUGCUGUACUUACACCAGGUGCUGCCGCUUUCCUGAUCUUUACUGCUCCAGGAGAUGAACUGUGGGGAAUGUUGUGAGAGUGAGGCAGAGAAGAGCCCCUGUCAGUCUGGGUAGCUGUAUGGGGAAGCUGUACAUGAUGUUCUGGGCACUGUUCCUUGCUGCCUCCAUGAUGGCUCUGUGCCUGCUAGUAGAGGCUUUCUCUUGAGGAGCCCUUGCUGGCCUUCCUGGUAUUCUCUGUGGGGUCUGUUUGCAGAAGGGUGGCACUCUCUGUCUGGGCCUACUGAAUAUGUGACUGGCCCCACUCUGCUACUGCCUCGGGGUUUUGAUGCAGCAGCUUUUCUCCCGGGUGCUGAGCAGCUCUGUACCAUUGAGGUGUGGGGGCGAGGUGUGUAGUGUGGUCUGACGGGAUAUGCAGCAGCACCUUGUUUACCCUACCCAAGCCACGGGCGAGGCAUCCCGGGACUGUAAUGUACUCGUUCGUGGCACCGUCUGCAGCUGUCCGGUCCCUGUCGGUGCCGCCGCCCGUGUUCUGUCCGUGCGCGCUCCCCGGCGCUCGGGCCCUUUGUACCUCCAAUAAAGCGCGCUCCCGCGCACCGUG